AUGAGAAAUUACAUUGAGCCCCUAGCUCUUUUCAUCUGCCUGAUUUCCAACGUCAAAGCCUUCAAAGUUUCCUUUUACAAGAACACCAAUUGCGCAGGUGAAUUCCUGGGAACAUGGGUUGGAGGAGAAGGCCAGGGUUGCCGUCAGGAAUACGCCGGUCUUGCUGAGGGAGUUGUCGUCGAAUCUACUGGAUCAGUCGAUGAUUUUACGACCGUGCAAUUCUAUACCUCGGACGACUGUACACCAGGAACCGAAGUCAGUCAGGCUGAUGUAGGAUGUCUCACUGUUGACCAAGCCGUCGUCGGGGCAUACAAGUCAUUCCAGGUCAUCCACAGCAGUCCAUUAGCCUCAAAUUCAGCAUCCAGGCGUCGAUCUCCUAUCAACCGUCGGUACCCCUUCCCGCUGGCCUCUACCACCGAGACGGUCCCUCCACCCCCAACGAUUUACCAUGGAAUGGAACUCUCAUUUGACGGCACAAGUUACAAAUUGCAUCAGAUACAUGCCAAUGGCUACAUAGGCAUACUACCAGAUGAGUGGGAUGACGCGAUCCACACCAUGAACAACGCCGAACUGGUCCCUUAUGGCCUGUUCCCAAACAUUACAGGCCGGGAAGUGGACCAACGAGACUUGGUUUCAUCCUUGUGCGAAACAUUUGCCACAUGUGUCUCGGCAGCGGCAGAGCAUGCAGUCAGUCUCAGGGAUGCCCUCGUCCCGUAUUUCAACCGGGUAAGGACUGCAGCACAAGCUCGUGGGCAGACGGCCUUCGAAUUCUUAAAAGGCCCUUUCUUCCAACAAGUCGCUGUCGAUACUGUCGCUGGACUGGCUCCGGCUGUCGUUGGAGGCGUUGUUCAAGCUGUGGUAGGAGCCCAGGUGGCAGGCAACACAAACAAUGCUGCAUCUUGUUCUCAAGAGAAAGAUCAAAUCGACGCCCUCAUAUCGAUUGUGCAGUCUCAGAUAUCGGCGCUGGACGCGGCUUCAGCAAAAAUAACAGCUCAGCAGAAUGAUGCUGGUGACGAGGUUUUCACAGUGACUGUUACGGUUGUGGCCUGCGGUACAAGCCUCGUCGGCGCCAACUGCGGCGUCCCUGCUAGUUUCUGCCCGUCCUAG
Messenger RNA from Fonsecaea nubica, 1107 nucleotides. RefSeq lists its product as hypothetical. NCBI's taxonomy places the organism in Eukaryota, Fungi, Ascomycota, Eurotiomycetes, Chaetothyriales, Herpotrichiellaceae. The record is from RefSeq and is a predicted model, not a curated record. The coding region runs from base 1 to 1107 and encodes 368 amino acids. The transcript has 3 exons.